UUGUUCUUUGUUUUAACGACAACUAAAAAAAUGAAGACGAUAAUAGAACGCUGUGUCUCUGCAAGUGCCACACGUAUCUGUGCUCCUCUGUCUUACACAAAGUAUCCAUGUAAUAACAUUAACAUGUUUGCAACUUGUUCAGCAUCAUCAUCCUCAACAACAAGAAGACCUUUAUCUCUUUCUCUCAUCUCCACCACUUUCUCUGCAUUCAUUUUCUCACUUCCUCCCCCAGCUCCUUCCUCUUCUUCUCCCUUUCCUUCUUCAAAGUUCCCCGUAUCAAAGUUCUUUGAGAUCCCCAAUUCUGGUGGAGUUAAGGCUUUGGAACUUCUUGAUGGUUCAGGUGAAGUUCCCUCAGAUGGGGACCAGGUUGCAAUUCACUACUAUGGCAGGCUGGCAGCUAAACAAGGAUGGCGCUUUGACUCAACCUAUGACCACAAAGAUAACAAUGGUGAUCCCAAUCCGUUUGUCUUUGUCCUUGGCUCUGGCAAGGUUAUUGCUGGAAUUGAUGUGGCAGUGAGAUCGAUGAAAGUAGGAGGUAUUCGUAGAGUUAUCAUACCUCCAUCACUUGGGUAUCAAAACACAUCACAAGAGCCCAUCCCACCAAAUAAGGUUGCUAUGAGCCUAUGAUGUAUCUGCAGUCUUCAAUGCUCAAUUAAAUCAAGGCUAUGCGAGAAAGCUCUAAGAAUCACAAUUGUGUGCGUACUUGGUAGUGAAGGUUAUCAUUAAUUCUUACAUAGCAUUGCAUGACAUAGAAUUUGCAGGUUUAUUUGACUAUUUGAGCAGUAGAUUUUAAUUGGAUGGAUUUUUAUUAAAAAGUGGGAGUGCACUUAGUGAAAAAGAGGUUGCGUUUAACUAUACCCAAGAAAUUAUCAAGGUCUGGGUGACAUGGCAGCCCAGCCCAUUUGUACCA
Glycine soja is the source of this 910-nucleotide messenger RNA. RefSeq names its product peptidyl-prolyl cis-trans isomerase FKBP17-1, chloroplastic. Gene Ontology annotation, molecular function: peptidyl-prolyl cis-trans isomerase activity. The transcript has 4 exons. Bases 31 to 627 code for a protein of 198 amino acids. Lineage: Eukaryota; Viridiplantae; Streptophyta; Magnoliopsida; Fabales; Fabaceae. The record is from RefSeq and is a predicted model, not a curated record.